UAUUGAAAUCAAUUAAAAAUGUUAUGCAGCGGCAGUAGUGCAUUGCCUUACUUUCGCAUUCCCACUCCGACAAUCGGAAAAAACCACCUCUUUGGCCAGCAAAAGCGUUUUCUCAGAUUCACUUUCUCUCUCUCUUCUCAGCUUCAGAAAAUGGAGGCCAACACCAUCAGAGCAGUGGGCUUGGAUUUCCUCACAAAGAAACCGUAUUCGCCUCCUUCAUGGGCGACCCAUCUCAGCCCAAUUCCCUCUCACGUCUUCUCUCUCGGCCAUUUUCCAACUCCAAUUCACAAGUGGAAUCUCCCUAAUUUGCCCAACAACACUGAAGUCUGGUUGAAGCGUGACGAUGUUUCUGGAAUGCAACUAAGUGGUAACAAAGUCAGGAAGUUGGAAUUCUUGAUGGCAGAUGCUGUUGCACAAGGUGCUGACUGUAUCAUAACAAUAGGAGGAAUCCAAAGCAAUCACUGCCGUGCAACUGCUGUGGCUGCUAGAUAUUUGAAUCUUGAUUGUUAUCUUAUACUACGGACCUCUAAGGUACUUGUAGACCAAGAUCCAGGACUGACGGGCAAUCUCCUGGUUGAGCGGUUAGUUGGAGCUCACGUUGAACUAAUUUCUAAAGAAGAAUAUGCAAAAAUUGGGAGUGUGGCUCUUACUAAUCAUCUGAAAGAAAAGCUUCUAAAUGAAGGGAGGAGGCCAUAUGUGAUCCCUGUCGGUGGAUCAAACUCUUUAGGAACUUGGGGCUACAUUGAAGCAAUUAGAGAGGUUGAGCAGCAAGUUCAGACUGCAAAAGAAAAUUUUGACGAUAUUGUUGUAGCAUGUGGCAGUGGUGGUACAAUUGCUGGUCUAUCAUUGGGUUCAUCAUUAAGUUCUUUGAAGGCAAAAGUUCACGCAUUCUCUGUUUGCGAUGACCCCAAUUAUUUCUAUGACUUUGUCCAAGGCCUACUUGAUGGUCUUGAAGCCAGUGUUAAUGCGCAUGAUAUUGUUGACAUUCAAAAUGCUAAAGGUCUAGGCUAUGCAAUUAACACCUCUGAGGAGCUUAAAUUUGUAAAGGACAUUGCCGCUGCUACUGGUGUUAUUCUUGACCCCGUUUACAGCGGCAAAGCUGCUUCUGGACUGUUGAAGGACAUGAAGGAGAAUCCAAAGAAGUGGGAAGGGAGAAAGAUCCUCUUCAUACACACUGGUGGGCUGCUAGGACUGUAUGACAAGGUUGAGCAGUUGGCUUCAUCGGUGGGAAAUUGGCAUCGAAUGGACGUCCAUGAAUCUGUUCCCCGCAAAGAUGGUACUGGAAAAAUGUUCUAGAGGGGAAAUACAAAGACUAGAAAUACAAAUACCGCAAAGGUUGUACCAUAUCUUCUAUUUGAGUGAGGUCAUCGAAAUCUUCUAAUAAAAAAGGUGAAAUUUCUUGUUCAUAUUAUUAAUCGAAGAUAUGCUUUCUAUUAUUUAUUUAUAUUUUCUUAUACUGUUAAGAGUAUUGUGCUUUAGCGGUUCAUUUAUUUGUUUUAAAUUUCUGCCUUCGAUGGAUGACACGCGCACAUACAAAAUGCUUCUGUUAAUGAACCGAGCAAGUAGAUCAAAGUCCACAAAAAACAAACAGAAAAGGCAGAGGAUGGAAUUUCAAAGCAUCCUAUCCCUACAAACAAGGAGGAAAGAGGUCAUUGGCAAGGACUUUGGGCUGCAAUAUUCCCCAUCCUCCACAUCCAGCUGAUGAAGCAUGCAAAGGAAUCGCGCACCUUGGAAAGGAUCUUUUGGCAAAUGGACUUCAGCUCCUAAUCAUGCGCAAUCCUUGAAGAGAGGGAAUUAACGACCGGCUUCAUGUAUCCCUCAAUUCGGAGGUUUUCCCACCCUUUACCAAGAGCCAUCUCCAUGGCUGAAAGAGCAACUGCAGCUUCACUAGCAACCACGGAAUGUGCAGACUCGCAACAAAUCCCCAAAACAAUGCUUGAAUUGUCUUGAUCGACACACCCUAGGGCACGGGGGAUGCAAAGAAAUCGGCAUCAUAACUCAUAACAGAAACUGUAGCUUUGACCCGACCCUAGUUCGUGUAAAUCUAGAGUUACACAACAACACUAGGCCUCGUUCACUUC
Messenger RNA from Morus notabilis, 2081 nucleotides. Its product is annotated as putative D-cysteine desulfhydrase 1, mitochondrial. The record is from RefSeq and is a predicted model, not a curated record. The coding region runs from base 19 to 1296 and encodes 425 amino acids. The transcript is spliced from 10 exons. Lineage: Eukaryota; Viridiplantae; Streptophyta; Magnoliopsida; Rosales; Moraceae. Gene Ontology annotation, molecular function: D-cysteine desulfhydrase activity.